UAUCCCUUCAGAUCAUUACCCUCUAUCUCUCUCCCCGUUUUCUGAAGAUCUGUUACCCUCGUUUCUUCACACCCUCUCUCUCUCACUCUAUCUCUGUCUCUCUAGCUAUGACCGACUGUACGGAGCCAUCAACGCCUUCAACAUCAUCAACAACAGGUACAAGAGAAUCAGUAUAUAUACACCCAAGAAGAGAGCCAUUUGAGCACGGACUCAUCCCCAUUCCCAAGCUCAUCUUCACCGAUGGAACACAAACCCUAGCUCCCCUCAAGGACCGUCUCGUCCACCAAUCUGCACCCACUCACCGAGUUAACUCGCUCGCCGUCUCUGAAGCCCUCCAGAUCUCUCCCGACCACGCCCGCCUCGUCCUCGACACGCUUGCCUCCAUCCUCCACUCCGAUUCCGACCCGCUUGUCACCGCUAAGCCCUCCGAGAUCGACUCAGUUGGAGUCGAUGUGAAUGAUUUGAUAUUGUUCUUGUAUACACAGUCGUAUAAGCGGUUGCUUCCGAAGGGACACAAGGACUCGGCGGCGGUGGCUGAUGUGUGGCCGACUACUUCGGCGUUUGAUGGCUUUUUAUCAGCCCUAUCGCCGUUACAGCUUGUUCGCAGCAACAGCCGUCGAUUUAUACCAUCACAGGCAGAUGAAGAGGCUCACCAGUUGUCCUAUCUACAGAAGCAUUUGGGCAACAUUCUCUCUCUUUUGUCAGAGCCCUUGGAAGGGGAAGGCGAAGAAUCUUUGGUUUUGACCAUGGAAAAGUUUGAGCACCUUGAGUUUCUGAUUUACUUUGGUGAAAAAGGAUCUGAAAGAAUUCCUUUGAGCCAGGCCUCUCCAUUUUUUGCAAACUCAGAUCCCGACAUGCCUGCUGUUCCUGUUCCUGCAGCACAAGUUCAUGAUUGGCUGCUUCAGAGCAUAGCUUCUGCUUUGGAGCAUAGUUCUGAAAGAGUUUCUGCCAAAGAAAAUGGGCCACCCAGUGCUUCUGAUCAGGAUGUCCCAAUGGCUGAUGCCUGCACAAGUUCAGUCAAGGCUUCAACCAGUUCCGGAGGUCCAAGUUUUAUUGAGGGGAUCUCUAAAUCAUCAUACUUAAAACAAGCAUCUGAUCUUAACUGUUCUUCUUUAAAGGUUGUGAAUUGCCAUGAUUCUGUCAUUUACAUUUUAGCACCUUUAAGAUAUGCCACCAUCUAUGGAUGCUCUGAUGCAACUGUUGUUCUUGGAGCUGUUGGCAAGGCUGUAAGAGUCGAACACUGUGAGCGAGUUCAUGUGGUUACAGCAGCAAAACGAAUAUGUAUUGCCAAUUGUCGUGAGUGUGUAUUUUUUUUGGGGGUAAACCAACGGCCCCUUGUUGUAGGCGAUAAUCAUAAGCUGCAGGUGGCACCAUAUAAUACAUUUUACUCGCAAUUGGAGGAGCACAUGAGUCAAGUUGGUAUUGAAGCAACUAUCAACAGAUGGGACGAGCCUGUGGCACUAGGAGUGGUUGAUCCACAUGAUUCAUUAUCUCAUUCAGCAGGAAUCUCUGAUGCUCAAGCUGAAUCUGCUACACGUCUAGACCCUGAUCAAUUCACAAAUUUUUUGAUUCCCAACUGGUUUGGAGGUGAAUCCUCCGGGUCCACAAAAGAUAAUCCAUUUCCAUUGCCAGAUGUAUAUAUGGCAUCUCAGCAGAGAAAUCAUUCAAAUUUAGUGGAGAUUAAGCAAAAUUUGAGGGAAACACAGCUUGAAGAGAGUAAGAAACGAGAAGUAUCAAGUGCACUCCACGUAUACUUCAAAGACUGGUUGUAUGCCUCGGGAAAUAUCCGGCAGCUUUACUGCCUACAAGGUGAUUGAAACUGUCUGAUGAUGGAACCCAGCUCCUCUGCAUUGCAGCAAUGUACUGCAGUGGAUGGCUGAGAUCAAUUCACACACUACUGUUUGAAUUGAUCUCAGCUGUGUAUGAUGUUGUGGUACAAUCAACGAAUAGAACAAAAGGGGAACUUUCUUGUUUUUCUUCUCUUUUCAAGUUUGAGUGGGGCAAGUUCCUUUUGCCAUCUCUGUUGGUACUGCUGGCGGGUAAGAUUCUAUGCAAUUUGCAAUGAUGAACGUACUAAUGCACUGAGAUUGUUGUGCAGAAUGGAAUCAGAAAACAGUUUCUUACUGUAAUUUUUUCCCUAUGAAAAGAUUCUUCUUGUAUCAUUGUGAAAUCCAAAAUAUUGGAUUUUCAUUAAACACUGUGUUUUAGCUGUUCUGUUGUCAGAAAUAUGUAUUUUUAUUUUUUAUUUCUUUGUAAGUUCUGCUUUUCUUUAGUCGAUUAGCUCCUGAUCUCCAAUGAGUUGAAAUGGGAAUGUUGCUGGAAGAGUCGAGAGUUUGAUUGGAUUUGGAUAAAAGAAAAGGCAACGGUUAGACGUAUAAAUUGUCAUGGUUUGUGUCUGGAUUUGUUGGAGACCACUCCAAACUCUUGGUUGAAUCGAUUUUUAAGUUUCUUCAAA
Molecule: messenger RNA, 2455 nt
Organism: Cornus florida
Lineage: Eukaryota; Viridiplantae; Streptophyta; Magnoliopsida; Cornales; Cornaceae
Exons: 9
Coding region: 108-1817 (569 amino acids)
Source: RefSeq, a predicted model, not a curated record